Penicillium canescens is the source of this 1635-nucleotide messenger RNA. Its product is annotated as acyltransferase family protein. Gene Ontology annotation, biological process: polysaccharide biosynthetic process. Gene Ontology annotation, cellular component: membrane. The coding region runs from base 1 to 1635 and encodes 544 amino acids. The transcript has a single exon. The record is from RefSeq and is a predicted model, not a curated record. Gene Ontology annotation, molecular function: acyltransferase activity, transferring groups other than amino-acyl groups. NCBI's taxonomy places the organism in Eukaryota, Fungi, Ascomycota, Eurotiomycetes, Eurotiales, Aspergillaceae.
AUGGUAUCCCACCCCGAGACCCGGGCCAGGACUUCGGCCUCCGAUGUCCCCUUGACGGACCUCGAGUCAGCUACAAUUUCAAGUGUUACAGGAGUUACAUCGCGCUGGAACGGUUUCUCCCAGUUUCACCCGUCGAACAUCCUUGCACACCCCGAAAGAUUAGCCCCGAGCAUGUCGCAGGACGACUGGCUAGCUUCUUUGGAGAACACAUGGCACAAGCUGACAGUUGCGUUGACUCCAAGCUUCCUCCAGCAUUGGGUGGGUGGUGAAGCACCUCAACCUGCGAAGCUCCAUGCCAUUGCCGCGCUGGACGGUCUGCGCGGCUGGGCCUGUCUGUUGGUCUUUAACUUCCAUUUCCUCUUCACUUACACAUGGAAAGUUGCUGUGGGAUGGGGAUUUGGUGGGGAGAACUUUGGGAUUCACCAACUACCCAUUUUUCAUAUGUUGAUCUCUGGUCAUAUCAUGGUGGCCAUUUUCUUCGUCCUCUCCGGCUACGUUCUCUCGUACAAACCUCUAAAGACGAUUCGGAACAGGUCUUUUGACCAAACAUUCACAACGCUAGCAUCGGGAACUUUCCGUCGAGCCUUCCGCCUCUACAUACCCGCGAUUGUUGGGGUAUUAUGCGUCUUUGUGGCUGUCCGACUCGGUUUGUACAAUUACUCCCACAGCGUUAUUAGGGAGGGCCACACUAUUCUCGGCACCAAUGAACAACACCCGACUGUUUUCAAAUCAUUCAUGAAGCAAAGCGACGACUUGUGGCUUACAUUAGCAACAUUGAUGAACCCAUUCGACUACAACCUCUACUACAACUACUACAAUCCUCACCUAUGGACAAUUCCCCUCGAGUUCCGUUCAUCGCUCAUCCUUUUCGUUGUCAUUCUGGGAACAUCACGCCUAGUGGCGCCUGUGCGCAUGACAGUAGUCUCUGCUCUGAUAUGGUUCUGCAUGCGCUACGGCCGCUGGGAAAUUGUCCUCUUCCUCUUUGGCAUGUUGAUGGCAGAGGUAGAUCUCAUCAACGGCACCUGGGAAGAACCCAAACGAAAUACCACAGAAGAAGAGAAAACGACCAUCCGUCUCAACACCGGUAGCAAGGUGACCAUCAAUGUCUCCCGCCGUUGGUUAUGGAUCUCCAUUUUCAUAGUCGGUCUAUACUUCGGCUCCUGUCCCAACAUCGGGUUCAAAUGGACGCCCUUCUACAUGUGGCUGUGGCAUGUCACUCCGAAGACCUACCCGGAACCACACCGAUUUGCCCAAACCAUCGGUGCAGUCCUCAUCGUCUUUUCUAUCAAUCACUCCCCAGACAUCCAGAAAUUAUUCACAAACCCCUUCUCCCAAUACCUCGGCAAGAUCUCCUUCGCAUUCUAUGUCGUCCACGGCCCCAUCCUUCAUUGUCUGGGCUACUCCAUCAUGCCCAAUAUCUGGAACUACACCGGCAAGGUAACGAACUUCCAGUAUUGCCUCGGGUUCCUCCUCGGCUGGCUCAUCUGCCUGCCCAUCGCUAUCUGGAUGGGUGAUAUCUUCUGGCGUCUCGUUGAUAUUCCCAGUGUCAAGUUCGCUCGUUCGCUGGAAGACCGCGUUAUUUCUAAGGCUCCUGCUCAUGGUCCUCCGAGCUUGUCAAUGCCUCAAAGGGAAUGA